AUUCGACCCGACCUCAAAGAUGCGGAAGUUUCAAUUCAAACUUGCCAACAACGGGACCGUGGCAGGCAUACAUUCCAUCCCACCAACACCAGCAACAGCGGCCUCUAAGGAACGCCCUCUUGUCGUUGGUCUCCAUGGCGGAUGCUACGACAGUCAAUAUUUUGACGCCACCCCUCGAUUUUCAGCUUCGCAAACCAGCAUCGCUCUCGGCAUCCCGUUCGUUGCUAUCGAUCGCCCUUCUUACGGCGGAACAAGCUCUAUCUUGCCUAUCCCAGACGACUCGGACUUUGCCCAAGAGACCGGUAUCUGGCUCCAUCAAUACAUUCUUCCCAAACUCUGGGAAGAGCUCGGCGCACCCAAUGGAUGCAACUGCAUUGUCCUCUUGUGUCACAGCCUAGGAACGAUGGGCGGAAUCGUUACCGCCGCUUUGCACGCAAAAGACACCUCACCACUAUACCCCCUCGGAGCUUUGAUUGCCAGUGGUAUGGGCGACACGCAAUCCGAAUUCAUGCUGAGAUCCCCGCCGUCCUUCACAAUGGUUGGCAGCACCCACGCCAUGUUUCCCCCCGACUCCAAGGACAGCGUGAUGUUCAAACCUGACACAGUCGCGGAUGAGGUCUUGGAACAAUGUCAACGCCUCAAUGCAGUGUGUCCCCUCGCAGAGACGGCAAAAUUCGCGCCGGCAUGGCUUCCUACGUGGAAGCAACAGUGGGCAAAAGAUGUGACUGCUCCUGUCAUGUUUGCUCUUGUGGAAGACGAUCCGUUUUUCGUAACAACUGAGGAAGAGUUGAAGAAAUGUACGGACGCUUUUGGGAAUGAUGUUCGUGUUGAUGGGAGUCUGAUAAGAGGAGCGCCGCACUGUAUGGAAUUGAGCUAUUGGUCUCAAGGGUGGUAUGCUCGAUGCUUUGGGUUCGCACUGGAGUGCUCUGUGAGUUUCGCCGGUCCAAGAAGGGUGCCGCUCACGUAGGGGAAACGAAGUCGUAUUACCAUCUAUUGUGUGUGAG
This is a messenger RNA of Aaosphaeria arxii CBS 175.79, 1004 nucleotides long. RefSeq lists its product as uncharacterized. The record is from RefSeq and is a predicted model, not a curated record. Lineage: Eukaryota; Fungi; Ascomycota; Dothideomycetes; Pleosporales. The coding region runs from base 20 to 967 and encodes 315 amino acids. The transcript has a single exon.